CGGUGUGAGGACAAGGAGCUCUGUUUCUGGAUUUCAGGGCAUUUUCUCCUGAUGCAGCUGUGAUUUCCCCCCAGAUCCCUCGUGAGGACGAAAUCUAGAGGUGGAGGCGAAGGCAGAAAUGGCCGGUUCUCAGGGACAGCUGACCUUCAGGGAUGUGGCCAUAGAAUUCUCUGAGGAGGAGUGGGGAUGCCUGACCCACACUCAGCGGCAACUGUACAGGAAUGUGAUGUUGGAGAACUACGGACACCUCCUCUUCUUGGGACUCCUUCUGUCAAAGUCAGACCUGAUUAUAUAUUUGGAGCAAGAGAAGCAGCUCUGGGAUAUGAAGAGAAAGGAGACCAGAGGCUUCCAUCCAGGGGAGGAAACUUACAUUUUUAAGGAAUGCGGUAAAUUCUUUGACUGCCACUCAACACUAUCUCAACAUCAGCGAAUACAUACUGGAGAAAAAAUACACAAAUGUGAAGAAAGUGGUCAAACCUUUAAGGACUAAUAUGUCAAGGCUUUUAACAAUCACUCAAGUCUCUAUAGACCUCAUCAAAUUCAUAUUGCAGGGGAAAAUUACAAGUGUAAUGAAUGUGCCAAAGCCUUUACAUCAUGCUCAAAACUUAUUCAACAUCAGAGAAUUCAUAGUGGAGAUAAACCUUACCAGUGUCAACAAUGUGGCAAGAGCUUUGGUCACAGAUCAACCCUUACUCAACAUCACAGAAUUCAUACUGGAGAGAAACCUUACCAAUGUCAAGAAUGUGGCAAGAGUUUUAACCACAGGUCAUCCCUUAUUAAACAUCACAGAAUUCAUACUGGAGAGAAACCUUACCAAUGUCAAGAAUGUGGCAAGAGCUUUAACCAGAAGCCAUCCCUUAUUAAACAUCACAGAAUUCAUACUGGAGAGAAACCUUACCAAUGUGAAAAAUGUGGCAAGGCCUUUAACUGCCUUUCACACCUUUCUGAACAUCAUAGAAUUCAUACUGGAAAGAAACCUUACCAGUGUCAAGAAUGUGGUAAGGCCUAUGCUGUCCAUUCACAACUUACUAAGCAUCACAGAAUUCAUACUGGAGAAAAACCUUACCAAUGUCAAGAAUGUGGCAAGGCCUUUAGUGACAGGUCAAUCCUUACUGAACAUCACAGAAUUCAUAGUGGAGAAAAACCGUACCAAUGUCAAGAAUGUGGCAAGGCCUUUACCUGGAGGUCAAAUCUUUCUCGGCAUCAGAAAACUCACAGUGAAGAGAAACCUUAUCAAUGUCAAGAAUGUGGCAAGGCCUUCAAGUGGAGGUCACAUCUUUGUGAACAUCACAAUAUUCAUAAUGCAGAUAAACCUUACCAAUGUCAAGAAUGUGGCAAGACCUUUAACUGGAGGUCAGGUCUUGCUAAGCAUAAGAGAAUUCAUUGUGGAAAAAAAUCUUACCAAUGUGAAGAAUGUGGUAAGCCCUUUAAGGACAGCUCAACUCUAAUUGAACAUUGCAGAACUCAUACUGGAGAGAAACCUUACCAAUGUAAAAUAUGUGGCCAGGCCUUUAACUGCCUUUCACACCUUUCUCAACAUCAUAGAAUUCAUACUGGGGAGAAACCUUACCAAUAUCAAGAAUGUGGCAAGACCUUUUGUUACAGGUCAGCCCUUACUCAACAUCACAGAACUCACACUAGAGAGAAACCUUACCAAUGUCAAGAAUGUGGUAAGGCCUUUAUCCACAACUCAAACCUUAUACAACAUCACAGAAUUCAUACUGGAGAGAAACCUUACCACUGUCAGGAAUGUGGCAAGUCCUUUAGCUGGAGGUCAGGCCUUACUCACCAUUACAGAAUUCAUUUUGGAGAAUAA
This is a messenger RNA of Mustela erminea (ermine), 1816 nucleotides long. RefSeq names its product zinc finger protein 420-like. The record is from RefSeq and is a predicted model, not a curated record. NCBI's taxonomy places the organism in Eukaryota, Metazoa, Chordata, Mammalia, Carnivora, Mustelidae. Gene Ontology annotation, biological process: regulation of cytokine production; regulation of immune system process; negative regulation of transcription by RNA polymerase II. The transcript is spliced from 5 exons.